Parasteatoda tepidariorum (common house spider) is the source of this 862-nucleotide messenger RNA. Its product is annotated as astacin-like metalloprotease toxin 5. Gene Ontology annotation, molecular function: metalloendopeptidase activity; zinc ion binding. Gene Ontology annotation, biological process: proteolysis. Lineage: Eukaryota; Metazoa; Arthropoda; Arachnida; Araneae; Theridiidae. The record is from RefSeq and is a predicted model, not a curated record.
AAAUUUCUCGAAGAAUGAUUUAGAUAAAUGCAAAUCACGUUUCCCAUCCCAGUGAAAAUUCCGAUUUUGUUUAGGAGUUAGCUGUGAAAAUGGAGUCCCUGAUUUUGUUCGGAGUAUUUUUCGUAUUUUCGUGUCCUUUCUAUGUGGCUGUCAAAGGAGACCUUCCUUUAGAAAACCCUGACUUGUUUGGUGGAGACAUGAUGGGCAUUGAAUUGGACGAAGAUCGUAAUGCUAUUGUGAACAAACUGCAAUUUUGGCCCGGUGGCAUUAUUCCUUAUGAACUGGAUCCUGGUUUAGAUAAAACAGUCACUCCGGCUAUUAUGACAAAUGCUAUGUGGCUCUAUAAGAGAGAUACCUGUAUUCGAUUUGUUCCCAGGAAAGAUGAGAAAGACUACAUCAGAAUUUUCCCGGGACAAGGGUGCUAUUCUCAUGUAGGCAAGACCGGAGGGCAACAACCAUUAUCUCUUGGACAAGGGUGUGGCUAUAUGGGAACAGUGUUGCACGAGCUGGCCCAUGCUAUCGGUUUCUAUCAUGAACAAAACAGAUCAGAUCGAGACGAAUACAUAACUAUUUUCUGGGAAAACAUCAAAGAAGGUUUGGCGGAUCAGUUUUUCUUGUUGAAACCUCACCAGAAUCAGCUUCUCUCUCCGUUUGAUUACGAUUCCAUCAUGCUGUAUGGCUCUUAUACAUUCUCCAAAGACUGGAGGAAUCUUAAAACAAUGUUGAGGAAAGACGGUGGCCUUAUAAAGGACGUGAUCAGAAAGUACAUGUAUAGUAAAUCGGAUAUUGCCCGAGUCAACAAAUUGUAUGAUUGCCCAAACCGUCCUAAAGUCUAAACAAAAUAAAGUCACAUAUGUUUUCA